UCUAUCGAGAGCGGAAGCAGAAUUCCAACAAAGGGUGGAACAGAGAGGAGGUUCAUAUGAGCGUGGAAGGGGUAGUGGUUCGACGAGGGGGAAUGUUAUGCAGAGGAUGUUUCGAAGGACCACUUCGUAGAGGGAGAGUCCUGUGGUGGAGGACUAUAACUUGGCAGGUGGUGGGAGAAGAGGAAUGACGCAACCAAGGAUUGAUACAGGCUCCUGGACGCAGAAGGGUAAGAAUGCAAAGGAAGCUAUUGGUAAAGCUUGGUCAAAGUUUUUCCAUAUUGCAGAGGUCACGUGGUUCCAUAAAUCUAUUAAUGCGAGUGGAAGAACUCAAGAUGCUGCAUAUUUGUUCAAGGAGAUUCGAAAGGUGGUGGAAGAGAUUGGACCGGAGAAUGUCGUGCACGUAGUCACCGACAACGGCUCGAACUACAAGAAAACAUGCAAGGAACUUUUAAUUGAGGUGUAUGAACACAUAGCUUGGACACCUUGUCUAGCAUACACCGUCAAUUUGAUGUUGAAGGAUAUAGCUCGAAGGCCUGAAUAUGGUGUUAUGAUCAAGCAGUGCAAGCGAAUUUCAAAUUGGUUACACAAUCAUGGUCAGUUGAAUACAAUGAUGAGAGAUGCGAUUCCGAGCACUCUUUUCACUACCCCAUUCCUGACAUCAGCAUGCAGUCACCGACGAGAUGGGUGUACGAAUGGGAAGACCCUCAUUUUUACACUAUGUUAGUUCAGGAAUGGCAGACAACAUCGGCGUGGACGGGCCAAACUUGGUAACACUAUAAG
Molecule: messenger RNA, 780 nt
Organism: Panicum virgatum (switchgrass)
Lineage: Eukaryota; Viridiplantae; Streptophyta; Magnoliopsida; Poales; Poaceae
Exons: 2
Coding region: 185-724 (179 amino acids)
Source: RefSeq, a predicted model, not a curated record